This is a messenger RNA of Mytilus californianus (California mussel), 4663 nucleotides long. RefSeq names its product neuronal acetylcholine receptor subunit alpha-3-like. Gene Ontology annotation, biological process: nervous system process; regulation of membrane potential; signal transduction. Lineage: Eukaryota; Metazoa; Mollusca; Bivalvia; Mytilida; Mytilidae. Gene Ontology annotation, molecular function: transmembrane signaling receptor activity; acetylcholine-gated monoatomic cation-selective channel activity. The record is from RefSeq and is a predicted model, not a curated record. Bases 243 to 1517 code for a protein of 424 amino acids. Gene Ontology annotation, cellular component: synapse; postsynaptic membrane; neuron projection. The transcript has 6 exons.
UAUAUAAAAGUAAUGCAUUCCCGAUUUAAGAUUUAAAAGUUAUCCAUCCUUAAUUGAAUAUUUUUCGUAAUUGAGAAAACAAUGAAUGGAUAAGUUGCCGAUGACAGAUACCACCAGCAGAGACAUUUUAUUUUACAGUGGCUAUCGAUAAAAUAAGUUAUUUAAAUACUUAAUCGAAAUAUAAAAUAAAUUGAGAAACAAACAACUUUACUGGCUGCUUGCUUAACAUUUCAAUUGAAAAAAUGAUAUCUAGAGGAUUUUACACAAUAAGAGGAACUUUGUUUGUACUAAUUUGUACAGGUUUAUUGAAACCAUCGGCAUCUUACACUGUGAGCGACGCAAAUAAAAUUCACAAGUUAUUAUUUAAUCAGACUGAUGAAGGUUAUAAUAAACUUGUAUUACCUGACAAACCAGUAAAUGUCAGUGCAGAGUACAACCUGUUAGCUCUCAAUUCUUUGAAUGUAAAGGAACAGAUAUUGGAGACAACUGGAUGGUUUACCGUGGUAUGGAAUGAUAGUCGAUUAACAUGGACUAAAUCAUCCUACGGAGAUAUUGACUAUAUAUAUGUACCUGAGGACAUAGUAUGGCACCCUAAAUUGAUUGUGCAGAAUUCUAUUUUGGAAUUACGGAAAAAUCUUGGUGCCGACCAGACAGUUAGAAUACAACAUAACGGGGAGUUAAGAUGGGAACCACCAGCUGUUUUGUCUACGUCAUGUGACAUGGAUGUCACAUACUUCCCAUAUGACAGUCAAACCUGUGAAAUAGAACUAGCUAUCUGGGGUUUCCCUACUGAUGUUGUCAACUUAGAAUUCUUCAAAACUCAUAUAAAUUUAGAGGACUACAGACCAGAUGAAGAGUGGAACCUUGUAGCAACCUCCCAGGAAACAUCUAAUCUUACUGAAGACGAACUGGUGUUUUCCGAACUUUUGUUUCGAAUGGAUUUUGAAAGAUUGUAUGGUCAUUACCUGAUGAGUGUAAUAUUUCCGACAAUCCUUACUGCUAUAUUAACAUUCGUUACAUUUUUUCUGCCGCUUGAAUCUGGAGAUAAGAUCGGAUAUAUUUUGACAGUGUUACUUGCUUUGGCGGUUUUAUUGACGUUAUUUUCAGACACUAUGCCUACGACAUCAAAACAUACUUCAGUUCUAGUGGUAUUUCUUACAGUAACAUUGGGAAUGGCCUGUCUAGUGAUUAUCUUUACGAUAUUUAUCAUACGGCUUUUCCAUCAACCAGAACACGACAAGGCUCCAAAGUGGAUGCAUUCCUUGGCAAGAAAAUUCAUGAAGUUAAAGUGCAAAGCCGGAAGGAUAAAUCAUCUUGAUCAUCUUAAUCAAAGUCAGAUUACUGAAAAUGAUCAACCAAAAGACGGAAGAGUAUGCUUGGAGAGUACAAAGCAAUUUACACCUUACACCAACAAAGAGCUAGCAGAAUUCUUCGAUUAUUUCCUGUUUGGUGUUUUCACAGUUUUAUAUAUUUUGGUUCUUUUAUGUUUCCCAUUAGUUCUUAGCACGUCAACAUGAAUGAUGCAAACAGGAUAUUGAAUAUAAACUACAUGUGUGUUUCGAUUACAUUAUGAUAUAAUAUCAUUUCGAAAUGCUGUCAUAUAAUUAAUCUGCACGACUAAAGACACCAGUGUCUGUUUGUUUUGUUCACACAUUGUUGUCAAUAUAUUAGAAUUUGAUGCCACUGUCUUACAAAUGAGAGGUUUAACUAGCUAUGAAACCAUGUUUAAUCCACCAUUUUCCACAUAAGGAAAUGCCUGUACAAAGUCAGGAAUAUGAUAGUUCUUUUCCAUUUGAUUGAAGUGUUUGAACUUUUAAUUUUGCCAUAUGAUAAGGAACUUUAGGAUUUGAAUUUUCCUUGGAGUUUUUAAUUGGUUAUUUUACUUUUUAUUCCGAAAUCAAAAAUAACAAACAGCCGUAGACAACCGCCGAAUUUGAAAUGGCUGCUUUUCAAAACUAGAUUCAAAAUCUAAAGGAGAUAAUGCGCAAUUACAAUGAUUAGGAGAUCGUCGAUGUGGGACAUGCUGGUGACAUUUAAAUUUCAAAUUUCGAGAUAAUUUUAAAUAAAUUCCCAAAUGAACUUUAAAACCCGCAUUCAGUUAUAUUGCUCAACAUUCCAACGUGCAAUAAAAAUUGUAUAGGACAGCUGAUGCUCUCAUUGAAAGGGUAAGAGUGUAUAAACAGCAUAUUUGGUUUUUUUUUCAGUCAGAAAUCUUCCUGCAGCGAACAUAAUGACUGAUACGGAAUGAGAAAUGUCCGUUUAUUCCCAUUAUUUAAAGUCUUGAUUGAAAAUAUAUCCACCCGAAGAGCCAAAAAGGAAUACUUUAUUCGGAAAUCUAAGCCAAAGCUUAACUGGAAACAGUUUAAAUGUUCCUUAUGCGACGUCACAAACCAAAAUUGUAAUUACGUAGUAACGUUCAUAAACUGUCCAGAGAGCCGAUGCGACGACUGAAAGCGCUAAAAUGUUUACUUUGUAUAUUUUCUUUCUUAUUUUUUAAACAUAAAUUGUGAAUGGUUUAAAACGUUUUGUGCAUCGUUGUUUAACCUGCCUACGUAAACUAAUGACACAGUACGACGGUGCUAUUGUCAAUGUUACCUUCAUGACCGUAGGGGUUUUCGUCAACAAUUUGCACUAAAAAUAUCAUUAUAUGUAAUAGUUUAUUUAUUAACCAUUUAUGUGCUCUCCUUGUACAAACUCCCCUUUUUUAAUAAACUUUGGAGUUCGAGUAAGUGUUUCCCUUUUUUUUUCACUUUAAUCAAAAUUUGCGCGAAGUGUUUUUAAAGUAGUUUUUUGUCCGCUUUCAAUUCUUUUUGUCGUGGUGUAAUCCAUUCUUAAUCAAAUUAUCAUUUUUUCCAUCUCUAUUAUUGUUUUAUAAUUGUAAUUGUAAUGGCCCGUUAAUAUUUAAAGAAAGUCAGCAAGAUAAAUAUCCACAUGCAUCUGACAUUUGUCUUAAGUUUUAAAAAAACCUUUUUUAUUCUAUUUACUGAUUUGUAAAAAAACAUCCACGGGUAAACAUAAUUAGAAAAGCUAUAGUUUACGAAUCCUUGUAACUCUAAAAUAAAUAUUAAUUUUAUAUAACUUAUAUCAGAUAACUUAUUAAUCGUAAUUUCAUUUAUAAAAAGUGAAACUCUAUAUGAAAAGCAGUUUUUUUUUAGAUUGGCGCUUGCAUUGUUUAGAUGCUUAAACUUUUCAUUGACACCCAUCCAACAUCUUCUUUUGUUCAUAUUAAACAUAGAAAAAAGUAUUGUAUUUAUAUUUGAAAAACCUUGUUCGCUAAAAUCUUCAUGUACCAAAAAAAGAGAAACAUAAUCAAAAGUAAAAAGAAUGAUAAUAGUAUUGGGAUAAAAAAAAAAAGUGCGAUUUGAUAUUAAGACAAAAAAAUAAUGUUAAUAAAAUGCCUACCUUCUUUUUGUUCCAACAUAACGUUUUGUGUCGUCUUAUUUAUGUCCUUUUCGAUUUAUGCCUCGUGAGAUGAAACGACAGGUUGAAUCUGUCUUGAUCUUGCGUGCGCAGGAACGUAGAUUGUAAAAGUUCCAUGGCAUUUUCUCUUUUGCCUGUGGGACGCACUGAAAUUUUCCAUAUUAGAUGAUAUGGCAUCUAAAACAUUUUAAAUUUACUUUACAACUGAAUAUACUCAGUUUCAAGUUUUUCCUGGAAAGACUCGUUAAACCGUUCUUGGUCUAACAUUAGAGAAUAUUGCAUAACUUCCAGGGCAUUUUCUCUUUUCUUGUAGGAUUUGCUGAAUUCGUCCAUUUUAGUUGAUACUGAAUCUUAAACAUUUUUGACUUGUCUUUCCGACUGAAUAUACAUAUUUUGGAACGACACGUUAAAUCGUUACUGAUAUUGCAUUUCAGAAGUUUGCCAAAGUUCAAGGGCACUUUCCCUUUAAUUCUCGAAUUCACCAAUUUUAUAUUCAUAGAUACUUUUUAUUCUAACUUUCGAUUUGAGAUAUAUAUUUUCAACAGUUCCUGGAAAGAAUCAUUUAAUCGUUUAUACUCCUGGUGUAUGAUGUUCUGCGUUGAUUCUAAAAAUGUUUCAGUCUGUUUUUUGGCAUCGUCAAUCUUAUCAAGGUUUUUUGGAAUUAAGUCUUCCUAAGUUUUCAUUUUUGUUUCAUACGUUUCCAUCUUAAGUUCUAGACGAACACGUUUUUCCAAAACCUUUUCUUCAAAGUGAUAUUUGGAACAUUGCAGUGAGGGUUCCAAAGAGGAUCCAAUCAAAAUAGCAAACAACCCAACGUAACAAAUACAAACACAAAUGAUAAAAACAACGGCCAUUGUAUAAACUUCUUUGUCUUAAAUCUUAAAAUGGUUUUGGAUAAAUAUUUAACAAAGUAUUUAUAUGUUUCGUCUAAUCAAAUUCUUGGCUGCCAUAAUAAUGAUAAUGUAAAACAUUAAUUAAAAUUCCAAAAUAGAUUGGAAAUGUCUCUUUUUACAUUUAAAUAAAUCAUUUAGUUUGAUACUCACUAUACACAUGCAUGUUAAUUUACAAUUUUCAUUAAGGGCUUUAAUCUGUGGAAUGUUAACAAGAAUACAUUUUAAGGUGUUCUUUGUCAUAAACUAUAUUCAUCAGAUAAUUUGGUGAUUAAUUUCAUACAUAAACAUGUCUAUUUUAAGAUAUGUAGUAAUUUUAGAUUCAAUUUGUUUAUUAAAACAUGAGUACAAUG